AUGCUAGGAACGAAUUUUAUUUUGAACAUUUUUAAAAACAAAUUUAAUAAUUUAUCAACAAGGUUUAUCAAAUAUGUGAUUAAAAGUUAUAAAAGAACAUGUCCACAUAUAAGUGAUUUCGAGCCAUUUUCAUCCAUGUAUUAUUAUACUGGAUUACAUAAUUAUAGGACAUUUUAUUUGCUCAUAAAAAUAAAUGAAAUAUUUAACAUAAACAAAUACAAACAUAUAUACAUUAUAGUUAACACGGAUAAAUAUGACUUUACUACUGAUGAUAUAGAGACGAAUAAAAAAAAUAGGAUAUACGUUGAUCAGAGGAUUGACAUAAAAAUACGACAAUGUGAUGAAGUUAUAAGAAUUAAUUUAUUUACAACAAAACUAACAAAAAAAGUUCAUAUAGGAGAAAUCAAAAUAGAUAUCAAUGCCACCAUAAUAUCAAAAUGUUUUCCAAAAAAUGAAUGGUUUGUGUGUAUAAAGGACGGACAAGAAGUGUGCAAGGUCCAAUUAUCAUUUUAUAAAACGCAAAAAUAUGCGUGCCCUAGUGAAUGCAUGUUCAUACAUGAUGGUCUCGAAAUUUGGAAGGACAAAUCAAAAAGUGGCAGCACCAAAAAAAUAGACAUAAAUAAUAUCCAUAAAAAUUUUGAUGACAAUGAUGAGCAUUUAGCGAUGAUAGACAUUGACACGGAUAUAAAUGAUAUAAGUUUAAUACAAAAGUUAAAGUUGAUAAGUUUUGUACUAGAGCAGGAAAUAUGCGUAUUUGAUUUUUACGCAUAUGUCCUUAAAUAUAUGUACGCCAAAGAAAUUAUGGGAGAAUGGUUCUUAUGUUUCCUAUGCUUUAAAAAUAAUAAAGAUCAAGAAGAAAUAAAUAUUGAAACAAUAAUUGAAAGAAACAUACACAGAGAUAUUAAUAUACCCAUGUUAAAUAUUCAAAGAAUUGUUGUUGAUAAAAGAAAUAAUACAAACGCUAAUAUAAUUUAUACUUAUCAAGAUGAAAAGUAUACAUUAAGCAUACAUUCAAAAAAAAACUUAUACUAUAUAAUAGAUGCCAUUACAAUUUUCACAAACGACCUCAAAAUUUUGAAGGAAUCUUUUGGAGAUGAGCUGGAAUACAGAAAAAAUAUAAUUAUGAAAGAAAACACCAUGAAGAAGUUAAUGGGUAAGAGAAGAUUAUCUUCCCCUCGGUUUCGAAAAAAUCUACCAAAAAAUACGCACAAAAUGAUAAAGGAAAUGUAUGAUGAACAAGAUUAUUCACAUGAUGUGAAAGAAAGUAACACUCGAUUUUUUGAAAAUGGUAUGAAAACAGACGAAAUAAAAAAUGAUAAUAUUCAAACAGACGAAAUAAAAAAUGAUAAUAUUCAAACAGAAGAAAUAAAAAAUAAUAUUAAUACAUCAAACGAAAAUUUCUUCAAAGCACAAUUAGAAAAUACCAUACAAAAUAUAUAG
This is a messenger RNA of Plasmodium reichenowi, 1440 nucleotides long. RefSeq names its product ag-1 blood stage membrane protein-like protein. The record is from RefSeq and is a predicted model, not a curated record. Bases 1 to 1440 code for a protein of 479 amino acids. The transcript is spliced from 9 exons. NCBI's taxonomy places the organism in Eukaryota, Apicomplexa, Aconoidasida, Haemosporida, Plasmodiidae.